Molecule: messenger RNA, 693 nt
Organism: Boleophthalmus pectinirostris (great blue-spotted mudskipper)
Lineage: Eukaryota; Metazoa; Chordata; Actinopteri; Gobiiformes; Gobiidae
Product: elastase-1-like
Exons: 6
Coding region: 1-693 (230 amino acids)
Biological process (GO): proteolysis
Molecular function (GO): serine-type endopeptidase activity
Source: RefSeq, a predicted model, not a curated record
AUGAUCAGGCUUGUCCUGUUCACCACGCUGGCAGCCCUCGUGCUGGCCAAGCUGGAGCCCGAGAACAGGUAUCUGGAGGACAGUGUGGAGGAGAGGGUGGUUGGAGGAGAAGUGGCCAAGCCUAACUCCUGGCCCUGGCAGAUCUCCCUUCAGUACAAGAGUGGAUCCAGCUUCUACCACACCUGUGGAGGCACCCUGAUCAGGAGAGGAUGGGUCAUGACCGCUGCCCACUGUGUUGACAGUUACAAAAGGAAUAAUCUCAUAUCCAGGACUUGGCGUGUUGUUCUGGGAGACCACAACAUCAAUAGUAAUGAAGGCCGUGAGCAGUACAUGAGCGUGAGCCGUGUGCACAUUCACCCCAGAUGGAACUCCAACAACGUGGCUGGUUAUGACAUCGCCCUGCUGCUUCUGUCUUCUGAGGCCACCCUCAACAACUAUGUGCAGCUGGGAGUUCUGUCCCCUUCUGGACAGGUCCUGCCUCACAACAACCCCUGCUACAUCACCGGAUGGGGACGCACCCAGACUGGUGGUUCUCUGUCUGCCAACCUCAAACAGGCCUACCUCCCUUCAGUGGACCACAAAACCUGCUCCAGCUCUGGCUGGUGGGGCAGCACCAUCAAGGACACUAUGGUCUGUGCUGGAGGCGGCAGCGACUCUGGAUGUCAGGAGAUGGAAGAAGAAAUGCAUGUUUGA